This is a messenger RNA of Helianthus annuus (common sunflower), 1518 nucleotides long. RefSeq lists its product as uncharacterized. The record is from RefSeq and is a predicted model, not a curated record. NCBI's taxonomy places the organism in Eukaryota, Viridiplantae, Streptophyta, Magnoliopsida, Asterales, Asteraceae. The transcript is spliced from 5 exons. Bases 342 to 1142 code for a protein of 266 amino acids.
UGUGUAUAUGUGUGUGUGCGUAGAUUGAGAAAGAGAAAAAGGGGCAAAGACCUUCAUCUUAUAAACACAAAAAAAUUCAGCAAUUAGGAAGGAAAUUGGUGAUCAAUCUUAUGCAUGAAGAUCAUCUCUUAACCAUCAAAGUUUGAUAAUCAUAAGGUGUGAAAGAAGAAGGAUCAAGCAAAAAGAGGUCACAAAGUUCAAACGAUCGAGCUGAUUUUAGGAAGCUAGCACCUCCUCUUGCAGAUUCUCAGAAAAGAAUAGACGCCAUCAGGCUCCUUCCAGAAGCAGAGAGAAGUUUCAACCCAUCUCCACCAACUCCAAGCCCUCUUUCAAGCGCAAACAUGUCUGAUUCCAGCAAAGUCCCAGUCUAUCUAGACCUUGACGAACUUGACAGCUAUCGAACUCCUUCCAUAGUCAAGAAGGAGGCUCCUACUGCUACUAGCUCCAAGCCACUCCCAGCUCCCAAGGCCAACCCAAGGACUCGUGCUUCCACGGCGAAAAAGAGGAAAGGCCUUGAAGUCAGCGCUCCAAGCUCAGAAGGGUUCUCCUAUGACGAACUCAGCUUCACCGAUUCCUUAGAGCCAAUGACAUCCUUCCUCAACAAGGGCCUCCAGCAUUUGCUCCACUUGUACAAUGAUGCAUGUGGUACUGUCGCAUUCCAUGAAGCCAGGAUCAAACAACUCGAAAGCACCGUUGCUGACCAAGGUGCCAUCGCUGAGGCGAAGAGCCGGCACUACGAGAGCUUGCUGAAGAAGGCCACCCAAGAAGCUGAGGUCAAACUUGCCACCGUUCAAAUGGAUCAUGAUCAAGCCAUGAUCAAUUUCCGGGAGGGAAUCAAGACUUCUGCUAUCGUCUCCCUGCUACAAGCACGCAUCAAGAUGGCCUACGAGGCCAAGGAGACGGGUCUUGUUUGUCCAUCUUGGCCAAUUGAAUCCUGGGUGGCCAAGUUGAAGGAACUCAGAGGCAAAGCUGUGCCACUUCCAUCUGAAGCCGGUGAGUCUUCCAAGUCAGCUGAGGUGGUGGACCAGGCUGGAGACAAGAAGGAUGCCGGAGCGGAUGCUGGUGAGGAUGCUGGACAGGAUGCUGGUGAGGAUGCUGGUGCUGAGAAGCCGGGGAAAGCAGGAGAGGAUGCCGCUGUGUGAGGGCAGCUGAGUGGGCGAUGAUGGAUAUUGAUGCCUAGGCCAGAGCCCACUUUUUUAGGUUUAAUGGUUGAUGUCUUGAACAAUUUACUUUUCUUGUCUGUUGAACAAUUUUAAUUUCCUGCACGUAGACAAUAUGAUGGCCAAAGGUGGAGGGAUCCUGAGUUUCAGGACGAAGCCCUUGGUCAUCAGUUAGUAUGGUUUAUUUUGAACAAUACAACAGUUGGAGGUGGAUGGGUCUCGGUUUGAGAUGAAGCCUUCAACUGUUGGGUAAAUAUGGUAAUGAACUACUAGUGCUCUUAGUGGAUGGGCCUCGCUAUCAGGUAAAACUAAGAGAACAUCUUUUGGUAUGUUAAUAAUAUAAUUUCUCUUUAGACUU